Molecule: messenger RNA, 1319 nt
Organism: Drosophila obscura
Lineage: Eukaryota; Metazoa; Arthropoda; Insecta; Diptera; Drosophilidae
Product: pyridoxal phosphate phosphatase PHOSPHO2
Exons: 1
Coding region: 62-946 (294 amino acids)
Molecular function (GO): phosphatase activity
Source: RefSeq, a predicted model, not a curated record
AGACUUUUGUUGACCUUCUUUGUUUAGACCCUGUUUUAUUGGCAUUGAAAGAGCAGCAAAGAUGUCCUCGUCGUCGGCAGCUGUCGCUGAAGCCAUCGCCUGCUGUAGGCUGGAAAAGCAGAAACGUCGACGACUGGCAGCCUUCGAUUUUGAUCAUACAAUUGUGGCCCAAAAUACGGACACCGUGGUGAGGGAUUUACUUCCUCCGGAAGUGGUCAGCUCGCGGACCCUCAACGAGCUGGUGGAGAACGAUUGUUGGACUGAGUACAUGUCCGAGGUUUUUCGUCUUCUGCAUGAGCAACAAGUCACGGAGGCGCGCAUUCGCGACACCAUCCGAGUCAUUCCCGAGGUCCCGGGCUUCGUGCGCCUCAUCAAGCAUCUACACAAGAAACUCAACUUCGACAUGAUCAUCAUCAGUGACUCGAACAGUGUUUUCAUCGACGAAUGGGUCAAGGCGCACAGCCUGGCCGACUGCUUUGUGGCCAUCUUCACCAACCCCGCCGAGUUCGACUCCAACGGGCAGCUUCAGGUACGGCCCCAUCACCAGCAGAGCGAGUGCAAGCUGAGCGCCAGCAAUCUCUGCAAAGGGCGCGUCCUUGAGCACUUUGUCAUUGAACAGGACUUGCGACGAAGCAUCCGCUACGAUCACGUCUUCUAUGUGGGCGAUGGAAACAACGACAUCUGCCCCGUGCUGCGACAGCGGGCUUGUGACUUUGCCUGCGCCCGCCAGGGCUUCGCCAUGGAGAAGCAUUUGAUUCGGAACCGCAAUAAAUUGAAGCUGCGGGCGCACUUGUUGAUCUGGAAAAGUGGAUUUGACCUCAUGGAACAGAUGCUGGCUUUGCCGCAGAUGAAAGUUUCGCAAGUCGACCUUGAGACUGCGGAUGGCCAGUCAGAGAUGGCGCGGCGAGCAUCGGCGGUCACUGGUCCAUCCAAGCCGACCAACUAAAUUGGGAAUUCGAAACUAAACAUUUUCUCAGCACAUUUGAGUGCUUUUUUUGUCUGUCCCUGUCUAUUACACAUGAUCUUGGGACUUGCACAUGCAUAAGUAUGCGUAUUUAUUGAUGUAUUUUCUCGAUGUAAUAAUCUAAUCCAAUACAGUCUAAAUGUGUGUCCCUACGUACAAUAUCCUUAACUUGGAGCAUUGUAGUAGUAGUAUUAGUAGGCGAUUUAAUGAUGUUACUGUUACAUAGUGGUAUCUCUCUCUGUCUCUUUAGGCACCCGCAGCGCCAUGUAAUUGUAUGUAUGUAUAUUUUGUAGCUGUAUUUGUUGUAAUUAUUGUAUAUUAAAUGUAUGUGAGCGUGUGCGUUACCGUUCCUGCA